UUAGUGUGUUUCUUUUGCUCUGAUUGUGGGAUACAGCUUGAUGUCUUGUCUGUCUUUUGGGACAUUAUUCUCCGAAUAUACUCACCCUACGUUGCCACUUAGCACUGAUGACUGUGAUCCCCUGAAUGCCACAAGUCUUUUUAAUUUUUCUUCAAUACUUUCAACCAAGAAUUCUCAUAUUCCUACUCAAACAACUAAUAAGGAAAUUUUUGUGCUAUAUAAAAUUUCGUUUGUGUGGUAUAGCACCAUCGGAUGUAUACUUACUUUGGUCCUUGUUUUCUUAGCUGUUAUUGCAACAGGGUGGAGAAAAAACGUUAUUCCAGAAAAUUCCAUUUGCUUAAGUCCAGUUACAAAACUUUGGUUGAAACAGAAUGCAACGCUGAACCUAGAUGUACAGAAUAAAACGGAAGAAAUGCAAAUAUUGAAAUUAAAUUAUAGUAAAUAAUAAUAACGAUGAAAUUUAAUUUUCAAAAAAGUUUAUUUCCCAAUGCUGCUGAAAAUGAUGAAACGCUGAAUUCUUCUGCAGAGUAUAUCCAAUAGAAAUUUUUGAAAACCAUUUUUCCACU
Messenger RNA from Parasteatoda tepidariorum (common house spider), 566 nucleotides. Lineage: Eukaryota; Metazoa; Arthropoda; Arachnida; Araneae; Theridiidae. The record is from RefSeq and is a predicted model, not a curated record.